This is a messenger RNA of Vanessa tameamea, 899 nucleotides long. RefSeq names its product MIT domain-containing protein 1-like. NCBI's taxonomy places the organism in Eukaryota, Metazoa, Arthropoda, Insecta, Lepidoptera, Nymphalidae. The coding region runs from base 74 to 802 and encodes 242 amino acids. The record is from RefSeq and is a predicted model, not a curated record. The transcript has 4 exons.
AAGGCGAAAUUACGGGCAAAUACAAUUUUAUAGCAGACAUUUUAUUUUUUAGUUGUAGUGAUAAAUAUUAAUUAUGAAUAUUGAUAGUGCUGCCGUAAGUAUUUUGAAACGAGGCGUUGAAUUAGAUACCAACAAAAGAUACACUGAAGCUCUUGUUUGUUAUCAAGAAGGUAUACAGAUUUUAGUUAAUAAGAUGAAAGGUGAAUGUAAUGACACAACAAAAAGUUAUUUAAGAAAAAAAGUUGAGGAGUACAUGAAUAGAGCAGAAGCAAUUAAAAAGUUAGUUUUAAAGCAAAAAGAAGCUGGCCAGUUUCAUGAACAAGUACACAUAGAAAAUAAUUCUACUGGUCACAGUUACAAGACCUUGUUCGGAAGGUUUCUCGAUGAGGAAAUCCAGUAUGUUAGUGUUGAAGAUCCAUAUAUAAGAAGUUUUCAUCAGAUUCAAAACUUUCUAAGGCUGUGUGAAUUGCUAGCUAGGUCAUGUAGUAAUCUGAGACACAUAGAACUAAUUACUACAAAAGAUGGAAAAUCAGAAGGAGAUCAACGGGAAUGGCUCCUUAAUCUUAAGAAUGAUUUAAUAAAAUACAAUAUAAAAUUGAUUGUAAAAUAUUCUGACACACUCCAUGAUAGGCAAAUUACAUUGAGCUCUGGAUGGAUAAUUAAAAUUGGAAGAGGACUAGAUUUUUUUAAAGCGCCCGAAAAUAAGUUCUGCCUCGGUGUGUUUGAUUUGGAUUUGAGGCCGUGUCACGAGACCACAGUUGACAUAGUUCAUUCGAAAAAUGUUAAGCAAUCAUAUGGAUGAAAUGUUGUAAUUAUUGCUGUUGUUGUAAAUUACCCUUGUGGUAUUCUUGACAAUGUAAAUAAUAACGAUUGAAAUAUUAAAAAAAGAAUAAGAAUAC